AUGGCAGAUCAGCAGCCAAGCACUCACACCUCGUCUCAGAUCAUGUACCUGGAGCCAGCAACAAACAACCGUUCAAGCACUGCCUUAUCAUUCUUUCUCCAGUCUGUGCAAAAACAUGGCUGGCCUUCAAGGGUCCGGGGUGAUGAAGGUGUGGAAAAUGUGGCAGUUGCAGAAACCAUGUUUCGUGUGAAAGGGACUGGAAGAGGAAGCUUCAUUGCUGGGAAAAGCGUACAUAAUCAGAGAAUUGAACGCCUCUGGCGAGACGUCUGGGUCAGCGUAACACAGCUGUAUUACGAAAUACUUCACAGCCUUGAGGAAGAUGGCUUGUUGGACUUGUCAGAUUCCCUUCAUUUGUUUUGUGCACAUUAUGUCUUCCUCCCACGUCUGAAGCGUGACCUCCACAGUUUUUCUGAAGGCUGGGACAAUCAUCCAUUACGGUCUGAAAAUGGGCUUACCCCUAACCAGAUGUGGAUAAUGGGACACAUGCACACCUCAUCUGGAGACAAUGAAGAGAGUUUUCAGAAUUUGGAACUGUUUGGAACAGACUGGGAGACGUUUGAUAGUGUGACAGAAGAUGAUGUUGGAGUUCAUGUUCCAGAAAUUGAGUGCCCACUCACUCCUGCUCUGAUGGAAACCGUAAAAUCCAUCUUUAAUCCUCUUGCAACAUCUGACUGUUAUGGCAGAGAUAUUUAUACAUCUUUGGUUCAAUAUUUUGAAAGUCUUUGA
Messenger RNA from Triplophysa dalaica, 726 nucleotides. RefSeq lists its product as uncharacterized. The transcript is spliced from 5 exons. Bases 1 to 726 code for a protein of 241 amino acids. NCBI's taxonomy places the organism in Eukaryota, Metazoa, Chordata, Actinopteri, Cypriniformes, Nemacheilidae. The record is from RefSeq and is a predicted model, not a curated record.